This is a messenger RNA of Mizuhopecten yessoensis (Yesso scallop), 1567 nucleotides long. RefSeq lists its product as uncharacterized. Lineage: Eukaryota; Metazoa; Mollusca; Bivalvia; Pectinida; Pectinidae. The transcript has 10 exons. The coding region runs from base 131 to 1324 and encodes 397 amino acids. The record is from RefSeq and is a predicted model, not a curated record.
UUGAGUAAACCAAAACAUCCGGUGACCAUGUAGUGCUGUCUAUGUUGAUCAACUUCCUGGCAUUGCCUGUUACAAUCGGGAAUGUGAUGACAAACAUAAAGAAAUCUGUCACGACUUCUGCGUAUAGACUAUGAUGGCGACCGACGCAGAGGAUCGCUCAAAAUGGCCAGGGUACAUAGAGGAUGGUCAUCCAGAGGUUUUCGACAUCCGUGCAAUGCCUCCCCAACCCAAGAGGAGGAAACCAGGACAGCUUUCUCCGGAGGAGAUCCGACAAUAUUUUGAAGAGGGGUAUGUAAUAGUUAAAGAUUUCUUCACGAAGGAAGAGUUGGAACCUUGUCUCCGAGAUUUCGAGAUACUGGUGGAAAAUCUGGCUCAGAAGCUGUACAAAGGCGGUAAAAUCAAAGACCUUUACGAGGAAAGCGAUGUUUACACUAGACUGAUCAAACUAAACGAGGAGUUCCCGGGAGCCGCUGUACUUUUACACAAGAUAGGCAAGCUUCCACAGUCGCUACGGAACCUGUGGGGAAACGAGCGUCUCCUGAAUGUGGUAGAGCAGGUUCUGGGUCCGGACAUAUCUGGAAUGCCUAACUGGAACCUGCGGACAAAAACACCAUACAACGAGGAGCUUACCGUCCCCUGGCACCAAGAUGCUGGUUACCUCGACAACGACGCUUAUAAAACGUUGCUCGCGACAGUAUGGAUACCAUUCCUGGAUACAAACAAACACAAUGGCUGUAUGGAGGUCAUCCCAAAAGGUCACCGUACUGGGAGGGUUGGUAUGCACCAGUGCUGUUCGGGAGGAACCUGGUACAUCAUGAUAGAGGAGGAGGAAAUGAAGAAAACCUUGUGUUGUUCGGCAGAGGACAGGAAACUGUGUGCCAUCCCGUUUGGAGGAUUUCUCUUAUUCAACAACGUCAUUCCCCAUAGAAGCCUAGAAAACUUUUCUAAUCAAGUCCGUUGGAGUAUUGACUUACGAUUCAAGAAGACUGGCCUACCUAAUGGUAUGUUUGGCCUGAAACCGGAUGUGGAAAUGCGCUCUUCUAAAGAUCCCAAUAUGAAGAUUGACUGGGAAACGUUCGACUCCAUUGAUAGAACAAAACAGCAGAUGGCAUCAGUCAAAGACAUUGUCAAGGUUGAGGAGGACCAGGAAUUCGACUGUUCAGUCCAGGGACCGUGGAUGAGGAAGUGGGAGCUUACCCACUCCAAUAUACACGUGAAGAAACACCAGUACAUGGAGCGGGUACGCGCACAACAGGAGGAGGAGAAACAGCAACAGGAGAUCAAGGAAUCUCCAGCCAGAAAGAAACGAAAGCAGGAAGACUGAUGUCGAUGCAGGGACUUGUAUAUGCAUUCAUUAACAGUUACUUUAAAUAAAACACUCUUAACCAGACAGUUUUAAUUAUUUAGUUCUUAUUUAGAUAGACUACCACUAGUCUACUGAAUUUAGGCAAAAGUCGUUCAAAUUCUUCGCCCGUGUUCUAUCCAUAUACAUCCUACGGCAUGAGUUAUUAAUAAUUACUAUGACCAUUAAGAUUGUAAUGUUGUGAAAUAAAAUAAUAUUCUUGUA